UAAAUUAUACGAUAAGCUCUAUUUGUGCCUCUGCUUUUGUGCCUUUACGACUCUUUGUAGGACUGAUUUUUCGAUAGGAUUCAAUCAUGAUUUUUCAAAAAGGAAGCAGAAUAAUUAGCAUUAGAAUGCGUCCAGCAACCAAGUUUUGGAGCGCCAUGGCGUCGUACGCAACGAAGGUUUCCCUGAACGAGGUGGUGAUUGUCUCUGCCGUGAGGACUCCCAUUGGUUCCUUCAGAGGCAGCCUGGCGAGUCUCUCCGCGCCGGAGCUGGGCGCCGUCGCUGCCAAGGCGGCGAUAGAGAGAGCUGGCAUUCCUAAAGAAGAAAUAAAAGAGGUAUAUUUUGGAAAUGUUGUCUCAGCAAAUGUGGGUCAGGCUCCAGCAAGGCAAGUGUCCAUGGGAGCCGGCCUCCCAAAGAGCACAAUCUGCACCACCAUCAACAAGGUAUGCUCGUCCGGCAUGAAGUCCAUCAUGCUCGCCGCACAGGGACUCCAGACUGGAGCCCAGGAUGUCAUGCUGGCCGGUGGAAUGGAAUCCAUGUCCAAUGUACCAUAUUACUUAAAGAGGGGAGAAACACCAUACGGAGGUGUGCAAUUAACUGAUGGCAUUGUCCAUGAUGGACUCACAGAUGUCUACAACAAAUUCCACAUGGGAAACUGUGCUGAGAACACCGCCAAGAAAAUGGGCAUCACCAGAGAACAGCAGGAUGAAUAUGCCAUCAGCAGCUACAAGAGAAGCGCUGAAGCUUACAAGAACAAAGCAUUCGCAGAUGAGCUGGUCCCAGUGCCAGUGCCUCAGAAGAGGGGAGCCCCUCCUGUCAUAUUUGCUGAAGAUGAAGAAUACAAACGAGUCAACUUUGAGAAGUUCACCAAACUAGCCACAGUAUUCCAGAAAGAAAAUGGCACAGUAACAGCUGGGAAUGCCUCAACCCUGAAUGACGGAGCUGCAGCUGUUGUUCUAAUGACAGCCGAUGCUGCUCAGAGACUGAAUGUAACGCCCAUUGCUAGAAUAGUUGGAUUUGCUGAUGGAGAGUGUGAUCCCAUUGACUUCCCCAUUGCCCCAGCUGUAGCUAUCCCUAAGCUGUUAGAGAAGACUGGUGUGAAGAAGGAAGAAGUAGCUUUGUGGGAGCUGAAUGAGGCAUUCAGUGUGGUUGCUGUUGCUAACCAGAAGAUCCUAGAUCUGGAUGCUUCCAAGAUAAAUGUCCAUGGUGGUGCUGUGAGCAUUGGCCAUCCAAUCGGUAUGUCUGGAGCCAGAAUAGUAGUCCACUUAUGUCAUGCUCUUAAGAAGGGAGAGAAAGGUGUAGCAGCCAUUUGCAAUGGAGGUGGUGGUGCCUCUUCCAUUAUGAUUGAGAAAUUGUAAGUCAACAUAACUGACCUGACCCACUAAUGGUUUUGUUCUGCUUUCGUCUGAUCCAUAUUUUACCCCUAAGUUAUUAUUAUUAUUUAACCAUUUACUAAAAUUAUUAGCACUGUUUUUGUUAGUUUUAAUGUUAUUCUGUAUUGCUUUAUAGCUUUAACAGUAUAAGGAGAAUGAAUUUAAAUGUAAAUCUGUACUGUAUAUAGUUUAUGUAUUGUUAUGUCAUUUGUAUAACUUUAUGACAAGGAUAAUAAUUUUAUAAUCAAUGCCUUAAAGAUUUUACAUUUUGUAUGAAUGGAAAAUAAACUUAUGAAUCGUU
This is a messenger RNA of Plutella xylostella (diamondback moth), 1671 nucleotides long. RefSeq names its product Acetyl-CoA acetyltransferase 1 (gene Acat1). Lineage: Eukaryota; Metazoa; Arthropoda; Insecta; Lepidoptera; Plutellidae. The record is from RefSeq and is a predicted model, not a curated record. Gene Ontology annotation, biological process: fatty acid beta-oxidation. Gene Ontology annotation, cellular component: mitochondrion. Gene Ontology annotation, molecular function: acetyl-CoA C-acetyltransferase activity.